This is a messenger RNA of Bubalus bubalis (water buffalo), 701 nucleotides long. Its product is annotated as spermadhesin Z13. NCBI's taxonomy places the organism in Eukaryota, Metazoa, Chordata, Mammalia, Artiodactyla, Bovidae. The record is from RefSeq and is a predicted model, not a curated record. Bases 1 to 405 code for a protein of 134 amino acids. Gene Ontology annotation, biological process: single fertilization. The transcript has 4 exons.
AUGAAGCUGUCCAGUGUCAUCCCUUGGGCCUUGCUGCUCAACACAGCCUCAUCAGAUUCAACUGACGGGCUUCUCUUUAAAGAUAAACAUUUGUGUGGGGACCUUUAUGAAGAGGAAUAUGGAGUGAUCCUCCCCUAUCUGGGACUGCAUACGGAAUGCCUCUGGAUCAUCAAGAUGGACCCAGGUUACAAAAUUCUUUUGGAAGUACGCUAUGUCCACCUCAACUGUGAUAAAGAGUCUCUCGAGAUUAUAGAUGGGCCGCCAGAAUCUUCUAACUCACGGAAGAUUUGUGACACUUCACACGCGGAAUACACAUCUUGUACCAACACCAUGACCGUCAAGUACACAAGAAAGCCCAACCACCCAGCCCCUGACUUCUUAUUAAUUUUCCGUCGUGUGUUGUAGGGUAGGUUUUAGAGAGCAGAGACCUGCAGCCAUGCCCUCUCCUGUCUGUGAAUGGCUCCAUGGGAGCUAGAUGUGUGGUAUUUACAUGACUGUUGAAAUAAACUUGACCAUCACUGGUGAGUGACAGGCAGGGUGACUACUGAGGCUCUCCAGAAUCAUCCACCAGUUCUAUCCCAGCCUUUCUGCAAACCCCGGAUUUUUGAGUUGGAAAGUCCUGAUAUGAAAAUUCUUUGACAAAUUGUAUUUUUCAUCUUGAUGAUGUGAAAAUUUCCUCCCAAAGAUAAAAUUUCCCUUCU